AUGGGCGCCUUCUGCUUCGGCUACCACCUGGGCGUGGUCAACGGCCCGCUGGAAGUGAUGUCGCAGCAGCUGGGCUUUGGAGGGGACGCUUUCCUGCAAGGCCUGGUCGUGAGCACCUGCCUGCUGGGUGCAGCGGUGGGCAGCCUGCUGGGCUCGGGGCUGGCCGACUCGCUGGGCCGGCGCAAGGCGUUCCUGCUGGACGCGGUGCCGCUGCUGGUGGGGCCGCUGCUGAGCGCCACCGCCACCGGAUUGACCGCCAUGCUGGCGGGCCGGGUCAUCACCGGCGUCGGCAUCGGCCUCUCCUCGGCCCUCGUGCCGCUCUACGUCUCAGAGAUCUCCCCCACCGCGCUGCGCGGCACCCUGGGCUCUAUCAAUCAGCUCAUGAUCUGCAUCGGCAUCCUGGCAGCCCUGCUGGUCAACGUGGCCCUCUCGGCAGCCCAGUGGCGCACCAUGUUUGCAAUGUCCGCGGCCCCGGCCGCGCUGCUGGCCCUGGGCAUGCUGGUGUGCCCCGAGUCUCCCGCCUGGCUGGUGCUCAAGGGGCUGCGCCGGGAGGCGACGGCGGUGGCGGAGAAGCUGUGGGGCGCCGAGGCGCUCAUCCAGCUUGGCUCGGCCAAGGGCGAGGGCGAGGGCGGCGGCGGCGAGGCGUCCUGGGGCGAGGUGCUGACCAGCCGGGCCACCAUCGUCGGCAUGCUGCUCUUCCUCUUCCAGCAGUUCUCGGGCAUCAACGCCAUCGUCUACUUCUCCUCCUCGGUGUUUGAGAAGGCAGGCAUCCAGUCUGGCGCCCUGGCCAGCGCGGCGGUGGGCGCCACCAAUGUGCUGGGCACUGUGGUGGCGGCGGGGCUCAUGGACAAGGCCGGCAGGAAGCAGCUGAUGGGGCUGAGCUUUGCGGGCAUGGGGCUCAGCAUGCUCGUCAUGGCGGCGGGGCUGGCGCUUCCUUUCCUCAGCGGCCUGACAGGCCCCAUGGCCCUGGUGGGCACGCUGGCCUACAUCCUUUCCUUUGCUAUGGGAGCGGGGCCCGUGCCCGGCCUGCUGGUGCCUGAGAUCACGGCGGCGCGAAUCCGCGGCCGCGCCGUCUCCCUGGCCAUGGUCUCCCACUGGGUCUGCAACUUUGCCAUCGGCCAGCUCUUCCUGUCCGCCGUCUCCGCGUUUGGCGUGCCGGCAGUGUACCUCUUCUUCGCCGCCGUCUGCUUCGCAUGCGUGGCGUUUGUGUCCAAGGCGGUGGUGGAGACCAAGGGGCGCAGCCUGGAGGAGAUCGAGCUGGCCAUGACCAUCGUCUGA
Chlorella variabilis is the source of this 1278-nucleotide messenger RNA. RefSeq lists its product as hypothetical. Gene Ontology annotation, molecular function: carbohydrate:proton symporter activity. Bases 1 to 1278 code for a protein of 425 amino acids. Gene Ontology annotation, cellular component: membrane. The record is from RefSeq and is a predicted model, not a curated record. Lineage: Eukaryota; Viridiplantae; Chlorophyta; Trebouxiophyceae; Chlorellales; Chlorellaceae. The transcript is spliced from 9 exons. Gene Ontology annotation, biological process: carbohydrate transport; transmembrane transport.